This is a messenger RNA of Zychaea mexicana, 1554 nucleotides long. RefSeq lists its product as uncharacterized. The transcript has 2 exons. The coding region runs from base 38 to 1381 and encodes 447 amino acids. Gene Ontology annotation, molecular function: protein binding. The record is from RefSeq and is a predicted model, not a curated record. Lineage: Eukaryota; Fungi; Mucoromycota; Mucoromycetes; Mucorales; Lichtheimiaceae.
ACAACAACCAACUCCUGCAUCAGCCCCACCUGUCAACAUGUCUCCCUCAUCCUCCGAUAUACCACAACGCGCCACACCACCUUCUUCACUCAAAAACAACAGCGGCAUCGAAUCGGGCGGUGGCAAUUUACGCUUCAAGCCCAUUCCCAACCCAAUAUACGAUCCAGAAACAAAACGUAACAGUCAAGAAAACCAACGUUCUUCAACAACAGGAACAGCUCCUGUUACUGUCACCAACGCAUCUGCAACAACAACAACUUUUUCGGCAGCGACAGCAGCAGUAAGUACACCUAUACCAGGACCUGUCAACAGCAACAAGAAGGACGAUGAUGACGACGAUGAAAGUGAAGACGAGUUUCCACCGUUGACACAACGAAAGCCCAGAGAAGAAAAAUGGAUGAUUUCAUCGAUGCGUCGACCGCAACAACUUCCAGUACGAUCACAAAAUGCACGAAUCUACGAUCGACAGAGUACGAUUGAAGAUGGAGCAGCAGCAGCACAGCAACAACAACGGCCUAAACUACACAUUGAUACCAACCCUGGUGCGGCCGCACAUCAAGUCAUGACGACGGUUCGUGCUCAGUUACAGCAAGCCAACAAUUUCUCAUCCCCUGAAACGGCCAGCACAGUCAAUCCUGGUAUUCGCGCUGCGCCAUGGCAACAAGGAUCGAAUGAUUCGCAGGCUGUCACGAAUUUAUAUAAGCGUGCUACUACGACUGCUACAGGACUUGGGCGUCAAAAUAGUGUGAAUGGACCACGAUUACCUGAAAGCGGUGCUGAUAUCGUCCCGCCAAUGCCUGGAGAAGAUUAUAUCCUGAAGCAUGGAGAAAGUGCAGGGUCCGAUUCAUACCAACAACAACAACAACGCUAUCAACAACAGCGCGAGGAUACGCGAUUUAAUAGUAACGUUGCACGACGACAUCAGUCUACCUAUGCGGAUAUGGGAAUGAUGCAGCAACAGCAACAACAACAAGAGACACGACCACCGCCAGCAACUCAGAAUAAAGAGCAUGGUCAUUUUGGUGGGCGUGUGUCCAUUCCAUUCUUUGGAAAGAAGGAUAAGCAGCAUCAGCAGCAGCAACCACCACCCAUGCCGCAACAGCCGCCCAUGUCCAAACAAGAUCCCACAAACGAUCAACAACAAGCAGCAACACAAUCAGAGCGACUUUCAGACGGCGCGCCGAUUCUUCAUUAUGCACGUUCAAUGUGGGCCUACAAAGCCAAGAUUCCACAGGAAAUGUCAUUCAAUGUGGGUGAUGUAUUUGCUGUUGUGCACAAGCAACCGGAUGGAUGGUGGGAAGCGGAAUUAUUGGAUCCAAAGCGACCAGGACGAGCACUUGUACCCGGAAAUUACAUGGAAACCAUACAACCUAGCAACUAAUAGUUAUUUAACCACUCUGUUUAUAUAUAUAUAUAUAUAUGUAGUGUACAUUUUAAAUUGAAAUAUAUAUUAUAUAUAUAUAUAAUGAUUUUUAUAAUAUUUGUAAUAAUUCAUCACUUUUACGUAAGCUGGAGAAAAUAAAUAUAGAGUCUCUAAACUGCUUGUAUACCGCA